Molecule: messenger RNA, 2046 nt
Organism: Rhodotorula toruloides NP11
Lineage: Eukaryota; Fungi; Basidiomycota; Microbotryomycetes; Sporidiobolales; Sporidiobolaceae
Product: glucose repression regulatory protein TUP1
Exons: 10
Coding region: 1-2046 (681 amino acids)
Molecular function (GO): protein binding
Source: RefSeq, a predicted model, not a curated record
AUGGCCUCGCGCGGAGUGUACGAGCACCGCUCGCUCGCCGCCGCACCCCUCUCCACCAACCCUCCCGGCUCCGCAUCCGGCGUGCCCCCUCCUCCUCCCUCGACCUCGACGCCCUCUGCUGCCGCACAGCAACAACAGCAGGGGAUGCACCCUGCGGCGAUCGCAGCAGCAGCGGCGGCAGCGGCAGCAGCUGCAGCAGCACAAGCCGGGCACCCUAUGAACGGCCUCAUGCACCCUCCUCCUCCCGGCGGCGGUCCACCCGCUCCUGCACCUCCAGGCGCCCCUCCUCCCGCUGGAGUAGGAGUAGGAGUCGUCGCCCCUCCUCACCCCUCGGCGCAGAGGCUGAACGACUUGUUGGAGUUUGUCAAGGCCGAGUUUGAGCAGGUCGCGGGUGAGGGGAGCGUGUUGAGGGUCCAGCGGGAGGAGUACGAGGCCAUGAUCCACACGCACGCGAGCGAGCUGAACGCGAUGCGCGCAAUGGUCUACGACCUCGAGCGCAAAUACCACGACGACAAGCGCGUACUGCAGGAAGAAAACUCGAGGUUGCAGGAGGAGAACUCGCAUUUGCGUCACCAGCUCGAUACGUCCAGGUCGUCGAUCUCGUCUCAACCUGGUGCUGGGCGGGCGGCGGGAGGAGCGAGGCCGGGAAGCAGUGGGUUCCCGGUUCUUGGAGGAGGGGGAGGAGCAGAGGUGAAUGGAGCGCAGGUGGCGGGGGAGCACCCGAGUAAGAGACUGAGGACGGACGAGGAGGAUCGGAGGAAGAGCGCCUCCUCCGCGCGACCCGCCCCUCAAUCCGGCUCACGACCUCCUUCAACCGGUCCCGGCGCGCCCUCCUCAACUCACCAACCCUCUCCCCUCCCUCCCUCCGCCUCCGCAGCUGCUCCCUCCCCCGCCCCUCCCGCCGCCGCCUCCAAAGACGAAAAGCCCGCGACCUCUGCACCUCCCGCAGAAGUGACCUCGUUCGAUCCGGGCACGGCGCCGAAAGAGUUGAAGAAGGAAGGACCGGAUUGGGUGACGAUGUUUAACCCGAAUGUCAAGCGGACGCUGGAUGUCGGGUUGGUGCAUACGUUGGUGCAUGAUUCGGUCGUCUGCUGCGUCCGCUUCUCGCCCGAUGGCAAGGUCCUCGCCACGGGCUCGAACCGCAACACCACGCUGUACGACACCAAAACCGGUGCUCGAAUCGCGCAAUUGUGCGACGAAAGCGCGAACCAGAAGGCCGACAACUAUAUCCGCUCCGUGUCGUUCUCCCCGGAUGGGAAGUUGAUGGCGACUGGGUCCGAGGACAGGAUCGUGAGGGUCUGGAACCUCGCGCACAAGCGCAUCUCGCAGGUCUUCUCGGGCCACACGAGCGAGAUCUACUCGCUCGCGUUCUCUCCGGACGGUCGACGCCUCGUCUCUGGCUCGGGCGACAAGACUGCGCGGAUGUGGGACAUCGAGACUGGCUCGUGCGCGUUCACGCUCACGAUCCACGACAUCACGAUUGCGGAGAACGGGCCAGUCGAUGCGGGAGUCACGUCGGUCGCCUUCUCCCCCGACGGCAAGUACCUCGCCGCCGGCUCGUUGGACACGGUCGUGCGCAUCUGGGACGCCGAGACGGGCCAGUUGCUCGACAAACUCAAGGGACACGAAGACUCGGUCUACUCGGUCGCGUUCUCGCCCGACAGCAAGUUCCUCGUCUCGGGAUCGUUGGACAAGACGCUCAAGAUGUUUGAUAUCGCGGCGUUCAAGACGGCGAUCGCGGCGGCGCCGAAGGAUGCGCCGGUCGGAGAAGGGGGAAAGGCGACGUUGUUGACGACGUUGCAGGGUCACAAGGACUACGUCUUGUCGGUCGACGUCUCGCCCGACAGCGCGUGGAUCCUCUCUGGCUCCAAGGACCGCGGGAUCCAGAUGUGGUCCAGCGCGACGGCCAAGAGCCAGUGGGUGCUGCAGGGCCACAAGAACUCGGUCAUCUCGGUCGCGAUCUCGCCAGUCGGUGGACUCUUCGCCACGGCUUCGGGCGACUGGUCAAGUCGCAUCUGGUCGUACAACACGCUUCCCACUGCCUAG